AUGGCAAGUACGGAAGAAAUGUUAGAGGAGCUUCUUAAUAUUGAGGUUGAGCUUCAAGACGUCCAAGAUCAGAUAAAGAUAUUUUUUGAUCGGCAAGAGAAGUUGCACGACAGACAAUCUGAACUGAAGUCCCUAUUAGAAAAUUGUGAAUCAUCAGGAAACCAUGCUAGCAGUGGCCCUGUUGUUUCUUCAGAGAAUUGGUCGGGGCCAUUUGAAUGGGAUUCUGAAGCUGACGAUGUUAGGUUCAAUGUUUUUGGCAUAUCCACGUACCGUGCAAAUCAGCGAGAGCCCCAACCAAGAUUUCACACCACACUCCUCUUCCCAUUAACCAACUACCACUAUACUGAUCACAUUGUUUUCGGCUCCCAAUUCAAUGAGCCUAUGGGACUUGAUGAUGAGGCAGAAUCGAGAAAUUAUGUUCGUGCAGUGUGUGUCUGGAUAAAGAGAAAUGGAGAAGAAUUACUUGCCUUUGCAGUGACUAUAGCUCCAGCCCACACUAGCUCAUCGUUUGUUUCGGAUGGAACAUUCUGUUGCUGGGAUGAAAGUGCUAGUACAGUUGCUUAUCUCCAGAUUAUAAAUGCUGUCUUGAGUGGAAGAGAUGUUCUAGUGAUUAUGGCCGCUGGUGGAGGCAAGAGUCUUUGCUACCAACUUCCAGCUGUUCUUCGUAAUGGAGUCACUCUUGUUGUCAGUCCUUUGCUUUCUCUUAUUCAAGAUCAGGUGAUGGGGUUGGCUGCCUUGGGCAUCCCGGCAUUCAUGUUGACAUCAAUAACUAGCAAGGAAGACGAAAAAUUUAUAUACAAGGCCCUUGAAAAGGGUGAAGGAGAGCUUAAAAUAUUGUAUGUCACACCAGAAAAGAUAUCUAAGAGCAAGAGAUUUAUGUCUAAACUUGAAAAGUGUCAUCAUGCUUGCCGUCUCUCGGAAAAGAACCUUUGUAAUAAUAUACAUUUGAAGUACCAUGUCUUCGAUGUCUUCUUUUCCAUAGAAUCCCGUCACAUAGUCCCGUAA
This is a messenger RNA of Ilex paraguariensis (yerba mate), 1005 nucleotides long. Lineage: Eukaryota; Viridiplantae; Streptophyta; Magnoliopsida; Aquifoliales; Aquifoliaceae. The record is from the annotation of a GenBank genome assembly.